Molecule: messenger RNA, 1394 nt
Organism: Phanerochaete carnosa HHB-10118-sp
Lineage: Eukaryota; Fungi; Basidiomycota; Agaricomycetes; Polyporales; Phanerochaetaceae
Exons: 11
Coding region: 4-1263 (419 amino acids)
Biological process (GO): ubiquitin-dependent protein catabolic process
Cellular component (GO): proteasome regulatory particle, lid subcomplex
Molecular function (GO): structural molecule activity; protein binding
Source: RefSeq, a predicted model, not a curated record
CUCAUGAAGCAAGCAGAGCAGCUCGCCAAGUCUGAUCCAAAGCGCGCGGAGCAGAUAUACAACGAUAUCCUUGGCAAGCCAUUAGACAAGGAUGCUGCGAUUGCGGAGACCGCUGCAACAUUGCGGCAUCAGGAGACUGCUCUCGUAAAGCUUGGGGAACUCUACCGGGACCAGCACAACGCGGAAGGUGUAGCGGAGGUCAUCAACAAGUCAAGAACGUUCAUGUCAUCAACAGCAAAGGCAAAGACAGCCAAACUCAUCCGGACAUUGCUCGACUUUUUCGCCCCGAUUCCCGACAGCAAGGACAUUCAGAUGCGAGUGCUUCGGACCAACAUUGAAUGGGCAAAGCAAGAGAAGCGGAUAUUCCUCAAGCAGAGUCUCGAGACCCGGCUCGUCGGAUUGCAGCUAGAGGCCCAACAAUACAAGGCCGCUCUCACCCUCAUCGACACGCUUCUUAUAGAACUCAAACGGUUAGACGAUAAGAUGGUCCUCACCGAGGUUCACUUGCUGGAGAGCAGAGUGUACCGAGGCACCGGCAAUUUCCCCAAGGCCAAGGCCGCUUUGACAUCGGCGCGAACUGCCGCAAACUCAAUCUAUUGCCCACCAUACCUCCAAGCGCAGCUCGACCUCCAGUCCGGCAUCCUGCAUGCCGAAGACAAGGACUAUGUUACAGCAUAUUCGUACUUCUACGAGACAUUCGAGAACCUCACGCAGCAAGACGACCCGAAGACGCUACUCGCAUUGAAGUACAUGCUCCUUUGCAAAGUCAUGCUAAACUUGCCUGACGACGUGACUUCUCUCCUUUCCAUCAAGCUCGUCGCCAAGUACGCGCAGCUCCGAGACGUCGAGAGCAUGCGCGCCAUCGCACGCGCGCAUAAGAACCGGAACCUCGCCGACUUUGAGCAGGCGCUCAAGGACUACCGCGAAGAGCUUUCGUCGGAUAUCACCAUCCGCACACACCUCUCGGCGCUGUACGACACUCUGCUCGAACAGAACCUCCUCCGCAUUGUCGAGCCGUACUCUGUCGUCGAGGUCGAGUACGUGGCCCAGCAAGUCGGCCAGGGCCGUCAGGCCGUCGAGCUCAAGCUGUCGCAGAUGAUCCUCGACAAGGUGCUGCACGGCGUGCUGGAUCAGCAGCGCGGCAUCCUGCUCGUGUACGACGAGCCCGUGCCAGAUAAUACGUAUGGAGCGGCGAUUGAGACGCUUGAGCAGGUUGGCAAGGUCGUGGAUUCGCUGUACACCAAGACGGUCAAGAUUGCAUAAUGUAUAAUGGAGUUCUUUGUGUCCAUAGCUGUUACAUAUCAUUUUACUAUUCAUGUUUCUUCGCUUCCUCCAGUCUCGUUCAUCCUGCGCGACUGCCACAUACUUACCGGUGUGGAGCGGCGCGAUGACCC